AUGCCGUUCUCGAAGGGUACCAAGCGUGGUGCCCCACGCGACUCGCGUAGCGACUCCGAGAACGAGGUCAUCACCAAACCCACCAAGAAGAGCAAGACCUCCAAGACUGAAGGCAGCUCGAGCGGUGUCGACAAGGAGGGUAAUCCCUACUGGGACCUCUCCAACAAGCGCCGCGUCGGCGUCUCGCAGUUCAAGAACAACACUUUUAUCAAUAUCCGCGAGUUCUACGAAAAGGAUGGUGACAUGCUGCCUGGCAAGAAAGGGAUCUCCCUCAACAUAGCCCAGUACGAGGCCCUGGUCAAGGCCAUCCCAGCUAUCAGCGAGAAGCUCCGCGCCAUGGGCCACGAUGUCGAGGAUGUCGAGGAGGACGGCGGCGCGCCCACCGCAGUCGAGUCUCAGAAGAAGCCAACCAAGGAGAAGUCAAAGGUCAAGAAGUCCAACAUUGAGGCUACCAGUGACGAGGGGUCGGAGUAG
Molecule: messenger RNA, 474 nt
Organism: Colletotrichum graminicola M1.001
Lineage: Eukaryota; Fungi; Ascomycota; Sordariomycetes; Glomerellales; Glomerellaceae
Product: transcriptional Coactivator p15
Exons: 2
Coding region: 1-474 (157 amino acids)
Biological process (GO): positive regulation of transcription initiation by RNA polymerase II
Molecular function (GO): DNA binding; transcription coactivator activity
Source: RefSeq, a predicted model, not a curated record